AAACACAUGCGGAACAUCUUGCAAGAGCUUCUUAAGCUUCUUAAGCAUAUAACACACACCAAGAAAUCUGAUGAAAAACUUAAUGACUUUAUUAAAUGUUUAAGGCAAGAAGCUGCCAAAUGGGCAUAUGUCCUCAAUGACUCCAAUUGCAUAUCUACUGCCUUUUCUAAAUUGACGCGGCAUUUGGAUGGUACUGAAAGGCUGUCAGAGUGGAAGAAAUGGGUAUAUUGUAAUGAUCUAGUGAAUAAUGAAACUCUUUGGUGGGAUGUAUAUGAUGAAUAUUUAUCUUGCUCUACGUUUCCUACUAUCACCAUCGAUUACUUAAACAUGAUAAUCCGUAAAUUGGAAAACUGCGAUUUAAACAAGCCAGACUACAAGAAUGUAAUAUUGCAUUGCAAUGACCUUGUGAACAGUUUUCUUCUUACUAUUGCAAAGCAUGCAAAAGAUAACAAA
Molecule: messenger RNA, 453 nt
Organism: Temnothorax curvispinosus
Lineage: Eukaryota; Metazoa; Arthropoda; Insecta; Hymenoptera; Formicidae
Exons: 2
Source: RefSeq, a predicted model, not a curated record